AUGUCUAUCUUUAAUUCACCGCAUAAGGUAAAACGCCUCGUCCUCGCCGGCGCGGUGACCGCCACCACGAUUGCCGGGACACUCUACGGCGCUGGUAUCAAGACUGAACGGGAGGUUACUCAACACGUACAAAAGACCCGGGAAAUUACGUUCGAUGAGCGAAUCGAAUCUCUCCGAAACACACGCCAAAAUCUCGCUGGGAAGAAAGAGCUUGUCGAAAAGCAGAUGCGUGAUCUAGACGCCAGGAUCGAAGAAAGGAAGCAAAAGGGCGUCGAUAGUAAGAGAGGAUAA
Molecule: messenger RNA, 291 nt
Organism: Aspergillus puulaauensis
Lineage: Eukaryota; Fungi; Ascomycota; Eurotiomycetes; Eurotiales; Aspergillaceae
Exons: 2
Coding region: 1-291 (96 amino acids)
Source: RefSeq, a predicted model, not a curated record